Aspergillus sclerotioniger CBS 115572 is the source of this 5056-nucleotide messenger RNA. RefSeq names its product guanine nucleotide exchange factor. The transcript is spliced from 6 exons. Gene Ontology annotation, biological process: regulation of ARF protein signal transduction. Lineage: Eukaryota; Fungi; Ascomycota; Eurotiomycetes; Eurotiales; Aspergillaceae. The record is from RefSeq and is a predicted model, not a curated record. Gene Ontology annotation, molecular function: guanyl-nucleotide exchange factor activity. Bases 113 to 4843 code for a protein of 1576 amino acids.
CUUCCCUCUUUCCCCCCCUCCCUUCGUCAUUCGAACAGGGCCAUGAUUUGAGAUUGCUCCUUUGUCGGGCAACCUUUUUCCUGCCACUCCCCCUCCCCCUCGACCCUUCACCAUGUCGUCCAUGCCUUUACCCAUCGCGGUCGACCCGGUCGCGCUGGUGAUUACGGAAUGCAUCACCGUCACCUCGGCCAUGCGCAAGCAUGCUCGCUGGGCUCAUUCGUCUGUCUCUGCCAUCCUGGGCGGAGGCGCUGUUUCCCGGGUCUACGACCGUGACACGUCCGCCCCCCCAAGCCCCCGCAAUGGGGCUACGCCUCCCCGUCCGAGGUCGAGAAUGUCGUCCGCCGAUGAGGACCAUGCCCUGGCGAACCGAUGGGGCCUGCGAGGAAAGAAGGGCAAGAGUAUGCAAGACAACCCUCUGAUAUCUGCCUUUGCCAGGCUACGGAGCGACCUGAAAGGUUGCAGAGAUAUCCGAACCUUCGACGCUCCCGCUUUGCUUCACCCGUUUCUCCAAGUUAUCCGCUCCUCGUCGACCUCCGCUGCCAUUACCUCUCUUGCCUUGGUUGCCCUGACCAAGUUCUUCGCCUACAAUAUCAUCAGCCGCGAUUCUCUAAGGCUCCCCAUGGCCAUGCAACUCCUCUCCGCCGCCAUCACCCAUUGUCGGUUCGAAGCCAGCGACUCCGCCGCCGACGAGAUCGUUCUGUUGCGAAUCUUGAAAUUGAUGGAAGGGAUGCUGUCUCGCCCAGAGGGCGAGCUUCUCGGCGACGAGAGUGUUUGCGAGAUGAUGGAAACCGGUCUGAGCAUGUGUUGCCAGGUCCGUCUCUCGGAGGUGUUGCGGCGGUCCGCUGAAAUGGCCAUGGUCAACAUGUGUCAGGUUAUCUUCAUGCGUCUGUCGCAUUUGGAGAUCUCCGAGUCCGACGAACUAGUAUCACAGCUUCCGAUGCGCUCAGUGAGCGAGCAAACUAAUCUGAAGAUGGACCCUUCAGUAGACGGAGAUACGGUGACUUCGCAACAUCCUUCCGCCAUGGGCUCAGACACAGGUGUGACUGAACGAGAGCGUGGCAGUCGAGACGGGUCUCCUGAUCAGACGCUUAAUGGAAAUGCCGUCGCCGCCCCGCCAAAUCCACAGGACGAUACCGGCGACGAAGUGAAGCCAUACUCCUUGCCGUCCAUCCGUGAACUGUUCCGCGUACUCAUAGACCUUCUGGACCCGCACAACCACCAACAUACGGAGCCGAUGAAGGUAAUGGCAUUGAGGAUCAUUGAUGUCGCCCUUGAGGUCGCGGGUCCUUCCAUUGCUAAACACCCCAGUCUGGCAACCUUGGCGCAAGACGACCUUUGCCGGCACCUCUUUCAGCUGGUGCGGUCCGAGAAUAUUGCAAUUCUAACUGGCUCCCUUCGGGUAGCCGGGACAUUGUUGUUGACUUGUCGCCCUGUCCUGAAGUUGCAGCAGGAGCUCUAUUUGUCAUAUUUGGUCGCCUGUCUCCACCCGAAGGUAGAAAUUCCGAAGGAGCCAGGGAUCAAUCCGGCCCUAUACGACGGCGUACCGCAGGUGCCCAAGUUGGUGAAGCCUUCCCCGUCGCAAACCAACAGUGGAAGGUCCACGCCGGUUCCGGUGAAGGAUAGGCAAAAGCUGGGCUUAGAAGGAGGCUCCAGAAAGCCGGAGACCCGGGAAGCCAUGGUAGAAAGUAUUGGCGUACUGGCGCGCAUCCCGAGUUUUAUGGUGGAGCUUUUCAUCAACUAUGACUGCGAUGUUGAUCGAGCGGACUUAUGCGAGGAUAUGAUAGGCUUGCUCUCACGCAGUGCUUUCCCGGAUUCGGCUACGUGGAGCACAACCAAUGUGCCACCGCUGUGUUUGGACGCUCUUCUUGGUUACGUCCAGUUCAUCCAUGAUAGGCUUGAUGAUGAGCCGGUGUCUGAUGGUUUCCCUUCAAUCGACCAGCUCAGGGGCCAGCGCAGGACGAAGAAGCUUAUCAUCCACGCCGCCCAAAAGUUCAACGAAGACCCCAAAGCUGGGAUCGCUUAUCUUGCAUCACACGGUAUUAUUGAGAACCCAGAUGACCCUGCCCUUGUUGCUCGGUUCCUAAAGGGGACAACUCGGUUGUCAAAGAAAGUCCUGGGUGAAUACCUGUCGAAGCGUUCGAAUGAACAGCUUCUCGAUGCAUUCGUUGAACUUUUCGACUUUGCUGGCAAGACCAUUGUCGACGCUUUGCGCGAUCUCCUGGGUGCUUUUCGCCUGCCUGGCGAAUCUCCCCUUAUCGAAAGAAUUGUUACGACGUUCACCGAGAAAUAUAUGCAAAAGGCUCAGCCUACCCAGGUUGCGGAUAAAGAUGCUCUGUUCGUACUAACAUAUGGUAUCAUCAUGCUCAACACGGAACUUUACAACCCGAAUAUCAAAUCCCAGAACCGCAUGUCAUGUACGGCUUUCGCUAGGAACCUUCGAGGUGUGAAUUCGGGUCAGGAUUUCGCCCCGGAAUUUUUGGAAGAGAUCUAUGAUUCAAUCAAACACAAUGAGAUCAUCUUGCCGGAUGAGCAUGACAAUCAACACGCAUUCGACUUUGCGUGGCGGGAGUUGCUGCUGAAAUCUUCUUCUGCCGGAGAGCUGGUGAUUGGUGAAACCAACAUCUACGAUGCGGAGAUGUUCGCGGCUACCUGGAAACCCGUUGUUUCGACUCUGUCCUAUGUCUUCAUGUCUGCUUCUGACGACGCAGUAUAUUCCCGAGUAGUCACGGGUUUCGACCAAUGUGCCCAAAUCGCUGCCCGUUACGGGUUGACGGAUGCCUUUGACCGCAUUGUCUUCAGUCUUUCAUCUAUUAGUACGCUUGCUACCGAGAAGCCUCCCAGCACGACUCUCAACACGGAAGUGCAGGCUGGCCAGAAGAGCGUCAUGGUGAGCGAGCUUGCGGUAAAAUUCGGCCGUGAUUUCAGGGCCCAACUGGCCGCGGUGGUUCUCUUCCGUAUUCUGGCUGGCAACGAAGCUGCAGUCCAGCAGAGCUGGUCGCAUAUCGUUCGAAUCCUUAGCAACCUGUUCAUCAACUCUCUUAUUCCCGCGCUUGGUUCUAGCUUGAAUGCCGAGCUUGAUAUUUCCCCCAUCCCGUUGCAGACCCCUUCGCAGAUUGUGGAUCGCGAUGGACGAAGCACAGAAACCGGACUUUUGUCUGCGUUCACUUCGUAUCUCUCCAGCUACGCUGCCGAUGAGCCUCCAGAGCCGUCAGAUGAGGAGCUGGAGAAUACCCUGUGCACUGUGGACUGUAUCACAGCUUGUUCUACGGGCGACAUCCUGGCCAAUAUCAAAUCGCUUCCACUGGAGUCGGUGGCGAUGGUUGUGGAGGCGCUAUUGGCUCAGAUGCCCGAGGAAAGUGCACCGGCAGUCAUUGUCGUGAAAUCCGAAAGACUGUCGGCUGGCUCAAGAGCGUCCAACGGCAGGCCCGAUGGCAGUAGAUCUAAUUACGAUCCCGGAAUGAUGUACCUCUUGGAGAUGGCGACUAUUCUCACCCUUCGUGACUUGAAGACCCUGGAGACUCUCGGUGAGAGACUCUUGACCACUCUGCAAGCCUUCAUUCGGGAUGCAAGAAACGUUCACUCUUUGGCAUUGUCACGGAUCAUCCAUUAUCUGCUCAACUUGCUGCGGCUGAGCCAUGAUCAACCUUAUAUGCGGGUUCCUGUGAUCCUGCAUGGCAUCUCAGGUUUCGACCAGGACAUCCUGGAAAGUGUCGCGGUUACAGUAGUUAACAGCCUGUCGCGGUGCAUUUCAGGGCCCGGGCUUUUGCGGAAUGAGGUCACUGUAUCUCCUGACUUCUGGUCCAUCCUGCAGAGACUGCUCCAACACAAGGAAGCAGCUCCGCUGGUGUUUGAUUUGCUUCAAACGAUUGUGGAGUCGGAUCCUCCUAUCAUAACGGCCGAUAAUUAUGAAUCUGCAGUUGGUCUCGCAAACGAAUUCAUCAGUGCCGGUAGCGUGGGCUAUAUCGAAGAACGACAGAGGGAUGCGCAAGGGCGGCGCGUUAAAGGUGCCAAGCCUUCGAAAUCAAGUGAAAAUGAGGUGGUUGCACGUGGCGUGAAGGCCAUUGGUUUCGCGCUUCACUUGACACGGCGUGUCCCUACUUUGAUCAGGCAGUCGCAUCUCGAAGAAAGCGAAGCUUGGUCUGCCUACUGGUCUCCUAUCUUCCAGUCCUUGACCGCGCAAUGCAUUAAUCCAUGCCGAGAUAUCCGCCACCAUGCAGUCUCAGCGCUACAACGUACUCUCCUUUCUCUGGAGAUCAGCUCCACGGAAGACCAGGAAUGGACCGCCAUCUUCGACCAGGUCCUUUUCCCCCUUAUACAACGGCUACUAAAGCCGGAGGUUUACCACUCGGACCCUGUGGGGAUGGGCGAGACCCGAGUGCAGGUCGCUAUCUUGGUCUGCAAGAUCUUCCUGCGCUAUCUCGAUCAGCUUCCGAACAGAGACAGCAUGCUCGAUUUGUGGCUCAAAAUCCUGGAUAUUCUUGACAGGAUGAUGAACAGUGGCCAAGGAGACAGCCUGGAAGAGGCCAUCCCCGAAAGUCUCAAGAACAUCCUCCUCGUCAUGGCGGACGGAGGCUACCUUGUCCUGCCCUCUCAAGAUCCCAGUAAGGAGCCGGUCUGGACGGAAACUAAAAAACGCAUGGAAAGAUUCCUGCCCGACCUGUUCAAGGAGAUCUUCCCCAAUGUUUCGGAUGAGAAAUCCGCACCGGUCUCAGCAGCUCCAUCCCCGGCUCCGUCCACUCCCGCCGAACCUAAAGAUCCAAGCAGCGCGGAGGAGCCGACUGCAACGCCUACAGCUCCUACAGAAGCCGGAGCUGACGGGGCUACUGAGGAGAAUGGUCCCUGAGUGCGACAGGGACGUUGUAAUGAACGAAAUCAUCUGCUUUUUAUGUACCUCGGGCAUUUUAUAGCGUGGGUUGUCCGUUGUUUGCUUUUGGGCUUGAAGCCGUGUGUUAAAUACCUGUACCUGUAAAUAUAUAAUCGAAGGGAACGCGAUGAAGAAGAAGAAGAAGAAGAAGAAGAAGAAGAAGAAGGAGGACCGGUUCAGGGUCCAACCAAC